AUGUCCCAAGACCAUCUAACGUCGUCUGAAGAGUUCUCCGAUUUUCCAACAGAAAAAUCAAAUGAAUCUGUUCCAACCUCACCUGAGGCAACAUCCUCAAUACAAAAAGAACUUGUUAAUAAACCACUCAUUAAGACUCUGGUGUCAACUUCACCAUCAGUAUCUUCGAUUUCGUCUCCUGCUCCGACUUCUCUCAAUGAAGAACCGAUAGAGAAGAAGGAGAAAAAGGAAAAGAAAGAAAAAAAGGAGAAGAAAGAAAAAAAGUCUUCAAAAGUCAUUAAUUUUGCCAGUGGUGUAUCAACAUCUGUCCCCUUAACCGGUGAAAGACCUAGACCUACACCGCACGCUUCCAUGGAAGACGAUGUCUUGUUGGCUAUAUUCAUCAUUCUUUACGAGAAUGAUAAUGAUUGUCAAGGUAUGACAGUCAAACAGAUCUGUGAUAUCUUGGUUGAAAAACAUCCAGAUAUGUCUAAGUUAUCUUCUAAAACAUCAAAUUUAGUGAGUGCUAAGUUGAAUGCCUAUGUUAAAAAAGUCGAAAAGGGUGAUGCGUCAAUACAUUACGCUUUAUCAAGAGACUGGGCAGAUUCGUCUCCAAAAAGAAUGGUGUACGUCUAUCGUGGUAUUCUAUCCCCUGAAUACCCUGCUUAUGUUAUGAAGAUCAUCGAAGAGCACCGAGAAAGAGAAGCAAUGAAUGAUAGUGCAUCUUUAAAUGCAAACCCGGAUAAUACUCCAAUCGAGAGGGUCGAGUUUGAAGCUGAUAUGAAUGAUUCAACUUUGGUCUACACUUCUAAGUUGAAGGCUGAUCUUCUGGGCAAGGUAGAUGGUAGAACUAGCUCUAGUUCCUCAUUAUCUCAAAGUUUAUCAUCUUUGCAUUCUGUUUCUCCGGCGGGACUGCAACUAAAUAAAGUUUCUCCAUUUGGUAAUGGUACUAUUGAUUUUGGUAUCUCCCAAUUAUCAGUUCCGUAUGAUGUGGCUCCGGUUACUGCUUCUCUGAACAUAUCGAUGCCUGUCAAACCAGAUGAAGAAACUAACAGAAUACUAUCAACCACAUCCGAUUUUUCACUAAGGAAAGGUAACGAAUUCCUGCCAACUAUUCCAGAUUCCGAUGAUGAAUACAGUUUGUUGAAAGGUGAUUUUGAUGAUGAUAAUGAUGCUGAUGAUGAUGAAAGUAGCAUUUAUGAAAACCAUGGUUAUUACAAGCGUGGAUCUGACCUUAUCACCGAAAGAAUACCGUCUAGUCUUGGUAAAAGAUCAAAAUCUAUCAGCUUUGUUAAUAAGAGACCAAAAUCAGCUUCUUCGUCAAUCCCCCAGAACAUUUCAGAAGCGGCUAUCAAAAAUAGGCAACCUACAAUGUCUCCGGACAGUCCACCAAAACGUAUAAUUACCGCUGCUGCUGUAACUCCUAGAGUUCCAAGAAAAACACUUGCUAAUACCCCCAAUGCAGCUGCAGCUGUUGCUGCUUUAAGAGCAGUUGCUCUAAGCCCUUAUAAUGGUUCAGUGACUGAUUCUGUCAAUUCAAUCACAAGCUCGAUCAUGAGUGAUACAACGGUAGAACCAUCGAUCAGUGCGAAAUGGUUAGAAACAGUUAGAUCAGGAUUUCUUAAUCAAGAUAUUGAGAGCCCUGAAAACGUUUCGUUGGCUGAACUGGACAUCUUAUUUGCUUAA
Molecule: messenger RNA, 1665 nt
Organism: Pichia kudriavzevii
Lineage: Eukaryota; Fungi; Ascomycota; Pichiomycetes; Pichiales; Pichiaceae
Exons: 1
Coding region: 1-1665 (554 amino acids)
Source: RefSeq, a predicted model, not a curated record